AUGAAGCGAUAUGGAGUCUGGGCAGGCGAUCAUGAAAGGCGUUUGUACGCAAAACUCGCUGAGGGCUACAAUAAGCUUGCUCGACCAGUGCGCAAUGAGAGCGAACCAGUUCUAGUACUGCUCGGCCUUGACUUCCAGCAGAUUCUAGAUGUAGACGAAAAACAUCAGAUCAUGCAUUCAAAUGUUUGGUUACGUAUGCACUUCGAAAGAAUAGCUCUACGAGAUCAGCGUGACCUCGGUGACCAAUUCUACGAUAAAACUGUGGAUCAUGGCUGUCUCUGGCAGCUCCCAACACAACGUUUGAAACUCUCAAUGAGUGAGCAAUUAAUACAAUUGGUCGGAUUACAAUCAAUAGCUGGACCAAGUUUUAAGCGAAGUUGGUAG
Strongylus vulgaris is the source of this 384-nucleotide messenger RNA. The record is from the annotation of a GenBank genome assembly. Lineage: Eukaryota; Metazoa; Nematoda; Chromadorea; Rhabditida; Strongylidae.